Messenger RNA from Rhagoletis zephyria (snowberry fruit fly), 8485 nucleotides. It is a transcript of the gene Sbf, whose product is annotated as SET domain binding factor. The record is from RefSeq and is a predicted model, not a curated record. Gene Ontology annotation, molecular function: guanyl-nucleotide exchange factor activity. Gene Ontology annotation, cellular component: membrane; cytoplasm. NCBI's taxonomy places the organism in Eukaryota, Metazoa, Arthropoda, Insecta, Diptera, Tephritidae.
CACCCUGUACUUCGGGUAUUCCAUUCCAAUUAUUUCCGGUAGUGCAUUCCAGAAAAUUUCCAGCAAGUUUGACAUUCCAUUUUGAACUGACAUCCUAAACGGUUUGGACCAACUGAGCAAAUUAAUUAAUUCGUGGGUGUAGUUUAUAGUUUACUUGGCAUUUGGAAAAGGCGAAAGAAUUGUGCUCUACGUUGCUGAUAUCUGUGCCGUGUAAACAUUCAAGUAGCAAAAAAGUGUAUUAGCUAUUAGCCAAGAAUUUGUUGCGUUUGCGAACAUUGGCGGUUGCGGCGGCAGCGGACGUAUGUAGAAAUUUGUUUAUAAUAAAAGUUUUUGAGGAAUUUCAAUUUGCAUUGAAUGUUGGCAUUGUGGUGUGUGCGCGGAAAAAAAAUCAGAUUGGCCGUCGGUGUAUCAAGAUACAAAACAAUUCUAAAGGGUGUGGUUGUUGUGCAGUGGUCGAUUAUCCAAGAGUUGGAAUACAUAUAAUUGAUUAACAAAUUCAUAAAUUUUCAUAUCUACAUAUGCGCUGUGGUUUUUGAUGAAGCAGCAUACGCAGGCAUUCCAGGCAGCGGUGAAUGGCCAACGAAAACGUAUUUAAGAUACUGUGAAUUAAUUUAUGCGAAACGCGAGCGAAAUUAAUUGAAAAAUGUAUGCAAAUUUGGCGAUGUACGGGUUUGGUGGCGGUGAUGGUAGCACGUCCGAUUUUGUUUGGUAUUUCAGGCAUUGACAUUGCCGAUUGGGAAAGGGGAUAACUCCGCGGUAGUGAAACGCUGCGACGACCGUGCUGCUCGAUAAAUAAGGAAGAAGCUCAGAAUAAUACAAAAGAUUAUUUCUUUAUCAUAAACAAAAAGAAAUGCUGUCAACGUUCCAGCGCCUGCUAUGUAGUGCAUGUGUAAAAACAAAAACAAAGAAGCCAGUGCAAAAGUUGCAUUGACGUUGAAAGCAGCGACGCCGACUUUAGUGGUGACAGCGUACUGUUGACUCCGACUGCAUUUUAUUACGAACAGGUGCAUACAAAGAGCAAGACGGUCGCUUUGUUGGAUGGCCGGCGUAACGAGCUAAAGCAAACAGACGUUGCAGAGACAACACCAACCACAAAGUUGACGAAAUGUCCCGGCUUGCUGAUUAUUUUGUUAUUGUCGGCUAUGAUAACGAUAAAGAACGAACUGCUGCUGGUAGCAGCCAAAUGUCAUGCGGCAAGAUCGUGCAGCGUUUCCCGGAAAAGGACUGGCCGGAUACGCCAUUUAUUGAAGGCAUAGAAUGGUUUUGUCAACCACUUGGUUGGGGUUUAUCGUACGAUAAGCAAGAACCGAAAUUUUUCACUUCCGUACUCACUGAUAUCGAUGCCAACAAGCACUAUUGCGCCUGCCUUAGCUUCCACGAAACAUUGGCCAUCACACUUAAUAAAGUCAUCGAUGAGGAGGAUGAAGCGGCGGCAACUGUCGGCGGCAUUGCUGGCUCGAAAUUUCAGCCACCCAUUGCGGGUAGCAGCAGUGGUGGUGGAAGUGGCAGCAAUAGCAUUAUUUCACAUCACAGCGUCAUGUAUGCGCCGAAAUGUCUUGUGCUAAUAUCACGGCUCGAUUAUGCAGAGACUUUCAAGAACUGUCUCGGCACUAUUUACACCGCAUACAUUGAGAAUCUGCCUUACGCGCUGGAGAAUCUUAUUGGCAACAUACUUGGCUGUAUACAGGUGCCACCUGCUGGCGGUCCACAAGUACGUUUUUCCAUAGGCGCUGGCGAUAAGCAAUCGCUUCAGCCACCACAAUCACCAUCGCUGCCAGUAACGGGCACAGCUGUUUACUUUGCUUUUAAGCAGUUAGGUAUUAAGAAUGUACUUAUACUGCUGUGCGCCGUAAUGACGGAAAAUAAAAUUCUAUUUCAUUCGAAAAGCUACUCACAUUUGACUGAAAGCUGUAAAGCACUGGUAUCGCUAAUGUAUCCAUUCAGAUAUACGCACGUGUACAUUCCGAUACUACCAGCACCGCUAACCGAAGUGCUAUCCACUCCCACCCCCUUCAUAAUGGGCAUACACAGUUCACUGGUGAGCGAAAUCACCGAUCUGCUGGAUGUUAUCGUCGUUGACUUAGAUGGUGGUAUGGUAACGAUACCGGAAUCACUCUCACCACCAGUACCCAUACUGCCAUCACCACUUUGGGAGCAGACACAGGACUUGCUGACAAUGAUAUUAUUUCCCAAUCUAUCACAGGCCGAUUUAGCCUUCCCCUCGCUCGAAAAGCCAACGAACUACCCAAAAUCGGAUGCUGUAAUUGAUAAGGAAUUGCGUGCGAUUUUCAUGCGACUGUUUGCGCAAUUGUUGCAGGGCUAUCGCUCAUGUCUGACCAUAAUACGCAUACAUCCAAAACCGGUGAUUACAUUUCAUAAGGCCGGCUUUCUUGGUGCUCGUGACUUAAUUGAAAGUGAAUUCCUGUUUCGCGUUUUAGACAGCAUGUUCUUCACUACAUUCGUAAAUGAGCGUGGCCCACCGUGGCGUUCUGCAGACGCUUGGGAUGAAUUGUACAGUUCGAUGAAUGAGAUUUUGAAGAGUGAGGCGCAAAAUAAGAGUUUGAUUUCAAUACACAUACAGGAGUUGGGUAAAACGCUCUACGAAAACGAAUUUCCCAGCCAACAAGUUUACGCACAAAAAGUGCUCCGCCCACCAGACGGUUCCUUCCACCGCAUACAUCAGCCUGCAUUUCCACGCAUUAACAGCGAAAAAGUAGAGCUAAUCAUAAACGAUGGCAUGCGUAAGAAUUGCAUUUCGCAUCGCCUGACGGUGUUGCGUAAUCAAAUGCGCAUCAUACCCAUGGGUCCACGCUUGCCCGAAGUGUUGGAAGUGCGUCCGGCAGUAUUAAAUUCAGCGCGACGACUUGAGGUACUUAAAACUUGUGUUGCUUACAUUUUUGAAAAUAAAAUUGCCGACGCGCGAAAGCUCGUACCGGCUGUGAUGCGCACACUCAAGCAUCGUGAUGCACGCCUCAUACUUUGUCGUGAACUAUUCGGCUAUGUGCAUGGUAAUAAGGCAAUACUCGAUCAUCAGCAAUUCGAUUUAGUUAUAAAAUUUAUGAACAAAACCGUGCAAAAUUCCACCGGCGUCGAUGAGUACACUGUUGCAGCGGCACUCUUGCCAAUGUCGACCAUCUUUUGCCGCAAACUCUCCACUGGCAUUGUACAAUUCGCCUACACUUGUAUUCAAGAUCAUCCGAUUUGGAAGAAUUUGCAAUUUUGGGAAUCUACUUUCUAUCAGGAUGUACAAACACAAAUUAAAGCUUUGUACAUGCAACGUCGACGUCAAAAUGAACACAAAAAAGAAUCGAAUAUCGUGCUGGACGAUGUGCCAUUGGAAGAGCCGACUGCGUUGGAAAUAACUGCCGAGCAAAUGCGUAAAAGUCCAGCGAUCGAAGAAGACAAAAAGUCGGAAUUGGGGCAGUCUGAGGAAUCCACGCUCUAUAGCCAGGCUAUACACUAUGCCAACCGCAUGGUUUCAUUGCUAAUACCACCGGAUGUCAAUGCCGUGGGGCCGAGGCCGAAGCAGUCCUUUCGCUUGGACGAUAAUCAAAGCGUAUCAAAUAGUAUUAUGGGCUCGCAUAGUUUAAGUGAACAUUCAGACGAAGGCUUCGAGGAGAACGAUGCACUGGAAGUGGGCGGUGCUGUCGGUAAAAUUGUGUCGCGCUUCAUCGAUCGCGUCUGCACCGAGGGCGGUGUAACCUCCGAGCACAUACGCAAUCUGCAUGACAUGGUGCCUGGUGUGGUGCACAUGCACAUUGAAAUGCUGGAGUCGGUGUAUCUGGAGUCCAAACGGCAUCCACAUGUGCAGAAGCCGAAGAUACAAACGCCAUGUCUGCUGCCAGGCGAGGAGAUUGUAACAGAUCACUUGCGCUGCUAUCUGAUGCCCGAUGGGCGCGAAGAUGACACGCAAAGUUGGAUACCAGCCGAAGGUGCACUGUUCUUAACCAACUAUCGCAUCGUGUUCAAGGGUUCACCCUGUGAUCCGCUCGCUUGCGAACAGACCAUCAUACGCGCCUUUCCCAUCUCCUCGCUGCUGAAGGAGAAAAAGAUCUCAGUACUUUACCUAUCGCAUUUAGAUCAAACUCUGCCAGAGGGUUUACAGUUACGCUCCAGCACCUUUCAGCUAAUGAAAAUCGCAUUCGACACGGAGGUGACACCAGAAAUGAUUGAGACUUUCCGCAAAAUACUCACGAAGGCGCGGCAUCCGAUCGACGAAUUCGAACACUUCGCCUUCCAAUCGUACGGUACCAUAAUGCAUGGCACUGCACCAUCUAAAACCAAAGAAAAAUACUCAACACUAAAGGGUUUCGCUAAGAAAACAAUUUUACGCAAAUUCAAACAAAAAGCACCAACUAAACGAAAAUUGGUUGCUUCGACACUCGAUUUUGAUACGCUCGCACCAUCGACGGAAGCCAUCGAUACACAUUCGCUUGACGAUGAACUCGAAGAUGAUGAGUUCGAAACAAAUACAGACACCAUGCCACGCCUGCUGACCGCCAAGGAUGUAGAACGCAUGCGGGAACGCAGUUAUGUGCGCGAUUGGAAGCGUUUGGGUUUUGAUGAUGCACAAAAUGGCUUCCGCAUAACCACUGUGAAUGCCAAUUACAGUCUCUGUCGUUCGUAUCCUGCACUCUUGGUAGCACCUGUGCAAAUAAAUGACGCCGCACUAUUACAUUUGGUGCGCUGCUACAAGAGUCAACGCAUACCGGUGGUGACGUGGCGUCACCGCAAUGGUGCUUUGCUGAUAAGAGGCGCGCUGCCACACAGCAAGUCGGUUAUCGGCAUGCUUAAAAACUCCACGGGUUCGAACACGAUGUCACACGACGUCGCCAACUAUCACGAACAGGAUAAAUACAUUUCAGCGCUCAUUGACUCAAUGCCGAAAAAUCUCUCUCUAGCAUUGGCGCAAUACAAUUUGACCGGCAUGAAUUUGUCAAUGAAUUCGCUGCUAUUGAACGCUGGUGAUGAGUCGUCCUACCUUAACCGCGCAGACACUUCACUGACGCCGGAAGUUAGUCGCAAACAUAAGUCGGCACAUUCAGCGAGCAGUGAUGCGAAAUCAAAUAACUGGACCGAUUCUUUGAAACCAAAAUCGAAUACAAUAAAAAAUAACUCAUCAGUCUCAGCAGCUGCGUCAGCGUAUCGAAAGUUGCGGCUGUAUGUUUUAGGUGAAAAAUCUCAAACAAAAUCUGGCAUCAAUGCAGAUCUCUGCGCCGAAUUCAUAGCCGUCGACUAUGCUGACUAUCGGCAAUCACGCAUCGCUUUCAAGAAGCUUAUGCGCGCAUGCCUACCCUCGAAUACAACCAACGAAGCGGAUCAAACGUUCGCCAAAAGCGUUGAACAAUCCGAGUGGCUGCAACAAAUCUCUUCGCUUCUGCAGCUUUCUGGCGCUGUGGUCGAUUUAAUGGAUUUGCAAGAGUCAAGUGUGAUGCUCUCGCUGGAGGAUGGCUGGGAUAUUACUGCGCAAAUAUCUUCGAUUGCACAACUAUGUCUCGAUCCAUACUAUCGCACAAUGGAGGGCUUCCGUGUACUCAUCGAGAAGGAUUGGAUUGCAUUUGGACAUCGUUUUGCACAUCGUAGCAAUUUGAAGCCAACGCAUGGCAAUUCGAGUAUAGCAUUUGCGCCAACUUUCUUGCAAUUUUUAGAUGCUGUUUACCAAAUACAAAAACAAUUUCCAAUGGCAUUUGAAUUCAAUGAGUUUUAUGUACGCUUCUUGGCCUACCACAUGGUUUCGUGUCGUUUUCGCACUUUUCUCUUUGACUGUGAAGUGGAACGUUUCGAUUUGGGUAUCGCUUCAGUAGAGGAUAAACGGGGUUCAUUGAGCACCAAACAUCACAUGCUAGCUAACACCGGUUCCGAUGACGAGUGCGUCUACCCCAUGGACGUACGCAGCAAGGCGGCACAAUCUGCGGUGAAUUUCAAUCGCAUCGGUCACUCCAUCUUCGACUACAUCGAACGUCAGCAUGCGAAGUCACAGAUUUUCUACAAUUUCAUGUACUGUGUACGCGACGAUGUACUGCGUCCGCAGAGCUCUUUGCCUGCCCUAGAUCUCUGGCCCUACUACACCAACGAAGAGUUGGCGCAGGGUCCACCGUACGAUCUGGAGUUGACAAAUGCCGAUGAUGAAAUUGAUCUCUCCGAGUUGCGUGGCAAACGAAUUGUAAUUAGCGCUGGCUAUGAUAAUAUCGAAAAGAGUAACCCCAAUGCAUUUGUUUGUCUAUUGAGUGAUGUGCGACAAGCGGAAACCGAACGUGGCCAUCUGCCACAAAAAUGGUUGCAAGUGUGGGAUCAAUUGGAGGUACCCCAAAUGGAAGAGCUGACGCGCAAGUCAUCGUUGAGUAGUAUUCUAUUGCAAUCGCACGGAAAAUUAGCGCACAAACGUUCCACUUUGGAGAUACUCAUGAAGGGUCGCUUAAGUGGCUAUCAGGAUAAAUUCUUUCAUCCACAUCGUUUCGAGAAGCAUCCCUAUACAACGCCCACCAAUUGCAAUCACUGCACCAAGCUUCUAUGGGGUCCAGUCGGUUAUCGCUGCAUGGAUUGUGGCAAUUCUUAUCACGAAAAAUGCACCGAGGUGUCAUUGAAGAACUGCACCAAAUAUAAGGCGGUGGAUGGUGUAGUGCCGCCAAAUGUCAACAUAUCGCAGGGUGACACCUCAAGUAUAGCAUCGAGUGCCGCUACAACGGCGCGUACUUCAAGUCAUCAUUUCUACAAUCAAUUUAGCAGCAAUGUGGCGGAGAAUCGAACACAUGAGGGGCAUCUUUAUAAACGCGGCGCCCUGCUGAAAGGCUGGAAGCAGCGUUGGUUUGUGCUGGACUCCAUAAAACAUCAACUGCGUUAUUAUGAUUCUGGCGAGGAUUCACAAUGCAAAGGGGUUAUAGAAUUGGCCGAAGUGCAAUCAGUUACGCCAGCGCAACCAGCACAAAUUGGUACGAAGCGCAUAGACGAGAAGGGCUUCUUUGAUCUGAAGACCAAUCGGCGCACCUACAACUUUUAUGCGGUUAAUGCGAAUUUAGCACAAGAAUGGAUUGAGAAAAUUCAAGCUUGCUUACAGUAAAUGAAUUUAGCUGCUCAUUGGGAGCAUUUCCUCAUACAUAUUUCCGUUUCUUGCGUGUAUUAUUUUUUACGUAUAAAUAUUUUAGCUAAGCUAAGCUUAACAUAGAAGAAAAAUUUAAUUAAACUACAAAAAAUGGACGACCAAAUGAAAUAAGUAUAAAUAAAAAAAUAUAUAGCGUUAUACUCAAAGUUUAGCAGCGGUAAUGAAGCGAAAAACAAAAACAAAAAUAUACAAAAUUAAAUAUACAAUAUAUUAGCAUUAUUUAAGCAAUUAUGUUUAAGAAACUUUGUGUGUGAUUAUUAUUUUCUGCUUCGCUUUUUGUAAUAUUUUUUUUUUUUUUAAGAAAUCAAAUGAAAUCUUUUAUACUUUAAUUACGCUGCCAACAGCAAAUAAAAAAAUAUGAAUCGUUAGUAAAAAAAAAAAUAAAAAUUAAUUAAAUAUACAUAAAUAUCGACGCUCUCCCAUCUGUGUGCGUAAGUGUGUGUAUGCGCGCGCAUUUUGUAUUUACAUACAUACUUGCAUACUACAUAGUAUAAAUUAGCUUUGGCUUCAAUUUCUUAUUAUCUCUUUACGAAAAACGCAAUUUCUCUUUAGUACUAGAUGACAUUGCGCUGCAUUUGUAUGUCCUGUAUAGUAGUAUAUACAUAAUAAAUGAGUUAUAGAUCGAUUAGUCUAAUUAUUCUUAUAAUAAUUAUUAAACGUUUCUUUUUACUAUUUAAAAAACAUAUUUUAUAGACAAGCUGCAAUUACCCUGUAUUUAAUAGAGAGGUGAGUUUUGAAAAUUACUUUUUUCUAUAUUUAAAUAAAUAUGCAUACAUACAUAAACACACCUAUAAGUAAAUGUAUACAGAGAUGGGCAGCUAAAUAGAGCCAAUAUUUAAUUGUGUAGAUAUUUCGAAAUAAAUUGCAUAUUUUACAAAUCAACCGAAAUGUAUAACAGCAGGUGUAAAAACGCGUGUAAAGAAAUACAUGAAAGAAAUUGUUGUGCUCUAUUUGGUGGUUUACCUCUGUACACAAUAAAAUAUACAUACAAAAAACCUUGUGUACCAAAAGAUAUUUGAAAAUGCUUUUCCGCAUGCUAACCUAAAUGUAAAAGAAAUACAUAACAUAAAUACAUACAUAAAUAACUUAAUAAAUAGAUUUUUUCAAUGUGAUCAACCGAUUAAAUACUAAUACAUAAAUACAUACAUAUAUACAUACAUACAACAAGAAAGUUAAACUUAUAAAUAAAUAGCAUACAUGUAGUAUUGUUUAAUAUUUAAUAAUUGAAAUUUUCUUAUUCUUGAAGGAAGGGAAAGGUAAGCACAACAUCGGAAAAACCACUUUUUAGGAAAAGCCUGGAAAUUGUACAAAGCAGAGAUCGUACCGGUUAUGCAAUGUUUGCCUGACCAUUUUUUUUGAGGCGGCAGUAUUUGCCUUUUAUUCUUC